Molecule: messenger RNA, 563 nt
Organism: Cyprinodon variegatus (sheepshead minnow)
Lineage: Eukaryota; Metazoa; Chordata; Actinopteri; Cyprinodontiformes; Cyprinodontidae
Exons: 2
Coding region: 104-349 (81 amino acids)
Source: RefSeq, a predicted model, not a curated record
ACAACAUUCAGCAAAGCUUCCUUAAGGAGAUUUUGUGUUGCCAGUGUUCAUUUUUUGUGGCUAAAGCUCUUUUCUUCACACACAGGGUGGAAAUCAUCGGAUAAUGGAGCUAUCACUGAUGCCAGCACAGCAUUUUCCGGCUGUGAGCGCGGCCUUCAUGGAUUCUCCGUACAAUGGCAACGCGUCCUUGCAGACGUCCACAUCCAACCUCAAUGCCAGUUACUCACGGCCCUCAGAAGCUGAUGAUGAUGGAAAAGUGUCCAGUGAUACAAUCUGGUUGUGGAUCGCUGUGCUGGCCACCAUUGGCAACAUAGUGGUGGUGGCUGUGGUGUGUGCCUGUGCCUUCUGACGCAGAAGAGGAGCAGAUCAGGAACCUACUUGCAAUCAGACAUUUGAACUUUAACUUUUUUCCUCUUACUUUAAUUGAAAAUAAUGCUUUAUUGAUAAAGCAGUCCGGGAUCAUUGACUUGUUUAAUAUGUGUGUCUAAACUUGAGGUAUGCAGGGAAGCUUCUCAUUUGAAAUAUCCCUCAGUAGCAUUUGAAAACAAAUAGAAGGGUAGGAA